Messenger RNA from Dichotomopilus funicola, 1644 nucleotides. Its product is annotated as major facilitator superfamily domain-containing protein. Gene Ontology annotation, molecular function: transmembrane transporter activity. NCBI's taxonomy places the organism in Eukaryota, Fungi, Ascomycota, Sordariomycetes, Sordariales, Chaetomiaceae. The transcript has 6 exons. Gene Ontology annotation, biological process: transmembrane transport. Gene Ontology annotation, cellular component: plasma membrane. Bases 1 to 1644 code for a protein of 547 amino acids. The record is from RefSeq and is a predicted model, not a curated record.
AUGGGUGACGACACGCCGAACAACUUGAAGCUCGAGGAGAAGGAGGCGGGUACCGAGUCAUCAGAGCUGGGCCUGGAACCGGAGACCCAAGCCCAACCUGCGCCGCCUCCUCGGAGUAUUUCUGGCUGGAAGUGGGGAUUUGCUUACUGCUCCCUCUUGUCCGUCACGUUCCUCUUUUCCCUCGACAACACCAUUGUCGCCGCCAUCCAGCCCUCCAUUCUCGAAAGUCUCGGCAGCGUCAACCUCCUCGCAUGGAUCGGCGUCGGUUUCCCCCUCGGCAGCACGUGCGUCCUUGCCUUCUCCAAGGCCUACGGCGUCUUCAACAUCAAAUGGCUCUUCAUCUUCCAUGUUCUUCUUUUUGAGGUCGGCAGUGUCAUUUGCGGUGCCGCGCCCAACAUGCCCGCCAUGAUCUUUGGGCGCGUUAUCGCCGGUGUCGGAGGAUGCGGCAUGUACUCGGGAUCUCUCACGUAUCUCGCUGCCAUGACGAGCAUGGCUGAGAGGCCCCUCUACACUGCUGGCGUUGCUGUUGCCUGGGGACUGGGAAGCGUACUUGGCCCCGUGGUCGGCGCAGGAUUCGCCGAGAGCGGCGGCACGUGGAGAUGGGGCUUCUACAUCAAUAUCCUCAUCGGUGCCGUUUUCGCCCCCUCGUACAUCUUCCUGCUGCCAGGUCUCACGCUCCAGAACACAGCCAAGACGAUCGGGGAGAAGCUCAAGAUGGUGGACUUUGUCAGCAUCAUCAUUUUUGCCGGUGGCGCCGCUUGCUUCAACAUGGCUAUCACCUUCUCGGGAUCCGUCUUUGCUUGGUCUUCGGGCUCGGCUAUCGCUCUCUGGGUUAUGGUCGGGGUGCUUCUAAUCGCCCAGAUCGUGACAGCUCUCUGGCAUCCCGGUGUAUCAUCCGACCACCGCCUCAUUCCGGUGCACUUCUUCAAGCGGCCCGUCAUUCUCAAUCUCGGCUUACAGAUGGCGCUGGUCUCGGGUACCAUGAUGGGUUUCGUCUACUACAUUCCGCUCUUCUUUGCUUUUACUAGGGGCGACGCCCCGAUCCAAGCCGGCGUUCGACUGCUGCCGUUUGUAGCUCUUUUGGUAUUUGGGGCGAUUACAAGCGGCUCGAUCAUGCCCAAGAACGGCUUGUACAUGCCGUGGUACGUUGCAGGCGCGGCUUUGGUCACCAUUGGCUGCGGGUUGAUGUACACGGUAGAGACCAACACUCCUCCGGCUAACGUCUAUGGCUACACGAUCCUCGCCGGUCUCGGCGUCGGUUUCUACGUUAUGGCCGGCGUCGGCGUAAACCAGGCCCUGGUUGAGCCGCACGACAUUCCCAAUGCUGUCGGCUGGCAGGCUGUCACCCAAGUCAUUGGCGCCAUCGGUUAUCUUUCCGUGGCUGGAAACAUCUUCUACAACACGGCCGUCAGCAACAUCCGACCGCUUCUGCCUGCCGACACCGAUAUUAGCUUCAUUGCCGACCUAAUUGCUGGCACAAGUGGCGAAGCGUUCAAGAGCCUCUCCCCCGAGGUGACCAAGCUUGUUAUUGAUGCCCUUACCAAGAGCAUGCGCAACGUCUGGAUUUGGUUCCUCUCUGGUGGCGCGUUGAGCUUCGUCCUCAGCCUGUUCCUCAAGCGCGAACGAUUGACUAUCCCCGGUUAA